Molecule: messenger RNA, 2065 nt
Organism: Cuscuta epithymum
Lineage: Eukaryota; Viridiplantae; Streptophyta; Magnoliopsida; Solanales; Convolvulaceae
Source: the annotation of a GenBank genome assembly
UUUCUCCCCCUGAUUUUUGCUUCAGUUUCUUCCGUUUCUUCAGUUUCUUUUUCAAUUUGAUGUCUCCACCGUUCAUUCUUUUCCCUGUUCUCUUAUGUUUCAUAUUCAUAUGUUCGGAUGUUCCUCUUUUCCGCCUUCAUCUAUCUCCGUCUCCUCUCCUCUUCUCUUUUCUUCUUCACCGGGCACUCCCUCCAAUUCAACCGGCACCAAGAAACAUUCCCUGCAAUUUCGUUAAAGAUUGAAAUCUUCACUUUGAGACCCUUCUUCUUCUCCUUCAUGACCACAUCCGCACCAAUUCCAAGAAUUGAAAUCUUCACUUUCCCACCAAAGAGGAUGAUAAGAGAACAUGCUAUGCUUAGGAGUCUGGGAGAUAUACUUACACACCAGCACCACCAUAGGGGGCAAACUGGAAAUCACGUUGAACUUAAGGCUGCCCCCACAAGUUGAUCCUAUUAAAUUGGACUUAUCAAACUCAGCAAUUACCGAAAAGGUAUGGUUAUGGACCUUAUGGUACAUAAAUGCAAAGAUUUUUUUUUACAAGUUACAGAUAUUUGUAUUUGUCUCAAAGUAGACAAUAUAUACAUAGACAACAGUCUGCCUUGACAUCUUGAAAAAGUAGUGAAGCCCUGCCUUGGAAUUUCCAAUCUAGGUCUUAACUUUGAAGUUCUCUCAAUUCUUCGUUUAGAAGUAAUGCUGAUUAUUUAGAUGCUUUAAAGUCAAAUUCACAACUUCUAAAUCUCCUUUUCCAAAAGGUUUCUUUUAUCCCUUGGACAUGAGUUUGACCUGGUCUAUAUGAACUGCCUUUUUAUUGAAAUUUAUAAUAGUCACAUCUAUUCUAUCUAAUCUGAUGUUCGUGGCAUUAUGUUGCUCUAAUAAUAGUUCUAAGUUCUAACUUCUAACAGUCCAACAAGUAAACUCCAAAAACAUUUUCAAAUCAAUGAAGUUUAAAGAAGAUCAAAUAAACUAUUCUUUUUAUACUACCUCCAUCCCAAUGGAGUGUACACUCUUUGAAUUAGGUGAGAAAUAGUAAUAGUAAAAAUUGUAUGGUUAAAGUUUGUGCAGAGGUGAAAGAAAUGAGGAGAACUACAAAAUAAUUACUUUAAUGGGAAAGUGGGAAAUUUUUUUGGGACAACCAAAAAGGGAAAGUUGACAAAGUCCAAUGGGUCAGAGAGAGUAUAUGCUAUGAUUUGGGAACACUAAAACUACAAGUAAUGGUGCUGGCUAUUUUUUUAAAACUGCCCGUCAAACUUUAUCAUUAGUCAAUACCAAUAUUCUUGGCAUUAGUUUUCUGAAAAAAAAUGAGAGAUAUUUUAAUGCCAAUUUUCCACUAUCUUUUUCACCAGAUUAUAUAUUUGGAUUCAUUAAAAGUGGUCACCUGUUUAAUCAACUGUGUUUAAUCUACUACUAUGUUUCUUUUCUGUUGCUGCUUUAGUCUUACGAGUUACUGGAAUAUCUUAAAUUCCAAGCAUUUCACAUUAUAGAGGAAGCUAGACCAUCAUACACGGAGUAAUUAUUGCCUUAAUUAUUUGAAUCUUUUUAUAGCUGAAAUUAUAUGUUUUUUUCUGUAUUGGCUGAAGUUCAUGACAGGCACGAGCUGAAAACGUCCUCUAGCAAUAUUAUACUCUAUCCUUCCUCCUUUUUUUGAAAAGAUAUAGAAGUAGAUAAAUUACAAUUAUAUGGUAGCACUGCAGUCCCGCUCUCUUUGAAAUGGGUGACACUAAAGUCAUUGCUGCUAUAUGUGGUCCCAGGCAGGUUUGUGAUGGUUUAUUUUGUAAUGAUCUCAAUGGUGAUCGCAUGAGGAAGCCAAGAGGUGACCAUUGAUCUGCCACAUUAAUGCUUAGUUAUAUGGCAUAAAAUAUGGCAUAUAAGUAAUAUGGCGGCAUUCAUAUCAAUUUCUACCCUAUGAAUAUUACUCUGUUACACAUCAAGACAAUUCAUCUUUAUAAGUCUACCCUAUGAAUGCUUAUUUAUAUGGCAUUCACCGUGUACUUGUAACUUAACUUUCAUGUCUUAUAAGCUGUUUUUGGUAAUCUUCAUGCGGAAAUGAGUGAUUGCAAGUCUUUUC